Molecule: messenger RNA, 2652 nt
Organism: Conger conger (European conger)
Lineage: Eukaryota; Metazoa; Chordata; Actinopteri; Anguilliformes; Congridae
Gene: nae1
Product: nedd8 activating enzyme E1 subunit 1
Exons: 20
Coding region: 234-1850 (538 amino acids)
Biological process (GO): ubiquitin-dependent protein catabolic process; protein ubiquitination; protein neddylation
Cellular component (GO): nucleus; cytoplasm
Molecular function (GO): ubiquitin activating enzyme activity; NEDD8 activating enzyme activity
Source: RefSeq, a predicted model, not a curated record
ACCAAUUGGAAUCGCAGUCGGGAUAUAGUUAUAUCCUGUCCCGAGUGCUGAUUCAGGAUCAGUUCAGUUGGUGCAUUUACUUACACUUUUCCUACCAGGAGCGUUUUUGUUAAACUGUUCUUAGAUCAGCAAUCUGAGCAUGAAAUUCGCAACGGAGAAGAACUACGUGAGCUGGUAGCUCACUAGCCAACGAGCUUGCAGAUUCUAAGGACUCGGGAGUUGUGCUAUUGAGAAUGAGCAUGGCAGACGGUUUUAAAGGAAAAACGUCAAAAGAGCAGAAAUACGACCGACAGCUCAGAUUAUGGGGCGAUCAUGGACAAGAAGCGUUAGAAAAUGCUCAUGUUUGUUUGAUCAAUGCUACAGUUUCUGGGACAGAGAUUCUUAAAAACCUGGUGCUUCCAGGCAUUGGAGCAUUCACCAUUGUAGAUGGACACAAAGUCUCCGGAGAAGAUGUUGGAAACAACUUUUUUCUAAGUAACAACAGCAUUGGAAAGAGUCGAGCACAAGCUGCCACGGAGCUGCUACAGGAAUUGAACAGUGAUGUUUCUGGAAACUUUGUCGAGGAGACUCCAGACAAGCUCCUGGACAAUGACCCAGAGUUCUUCCACAGGUUUAGCUUGGUGAUUGGCGUUCAGCUCCCAGAGAGCACUUUUCUUAGACUGGGGGCCGUUUUGUGGAAUGAAGGAGUGCCCUUUCUGCUGUGCAGGACUUAUGGUCUCAUUGGGUACAUGAGACUUGUGGUGAAAGAACACACAGUGAUCGAAUCACAUCCUGACAACGCACUGGAGGACCUGAGGCUGGACCACCCCUUUGCUGAGCUGAACAGUCAUGUUCAGAAUUAUGACCUGGAUAAUAUGGAGAAAAAGGAUCAUAGCCAUACACCAUGGAUAAUCAUCGUUGCUAAGUACCUUGAAAAAUGGUUCAGUGAGCACAAUUUUCUGCCACCGAAGAACUACAAAGAGAAGGAAGCAUUCAGACAGCUCAUUCGGCAAGGAAUCCUCAAGAACGAGAACGGAGUGCCUGAAGAUGAGGAGAACUUCGAUGAGGCCAUCAAGAAUGUGAACACCGCUCUAAAUCCCACCAAGAUCCCCAGUGCAAUAGAGGAUCUCUUCAAUGGGGAGCCAUGCAAGAACAUUUCAUCUCAAACGCUGUCGUUCUGGGUGAUGGUGCGGGCGGUGAAGGAGUUUGUGGAGAAUGAGGGUGCAGGAAAUCUGCCUGUGAGAGGCACCAUCCCGGACAUGAUCGCCGACUCUGGGAAAUUCAUCAAACUCCAGAACAUUUACAGAGAGAAGGCAAUGCAAGAUGUCACAACCGUGUCAAAGUAUGUGGAGUCUUUGCUGCAGUCAGUUGGAAAGCCCACAGAAAGCAUUUCUGAACAAGACAUUAAGCUCUUCUGUAAAAACGCAGCUUUUCUGAGAGUGGUGCGCUGCAGGUCGCUGUCUGAGGAGUACAGCGCGGACUCCUUCUCUAAGGACGCGAUCACCUCCUACAUGGACAGCCCAGACAGCGAGAUGGUGCUCUACCUCAUGCUGCGCUCUGUGGAUCGCUUCUACCAGCAGCACUCCCGCUAUCCAGGCGUCUACAAUUAUCAGGUUGAGGAAGACAUUGGGCAGCUGAAGUUCUGUGUGAACAGCUUGUUGCAAGAAUACGGCCUGAAUGUCAAUGUCAAGGAUGACUACGUCCAUGAAUUCUGUCGCUACGGUGCUGCUGAACCCCACACAGUAGCAUCUUUUUUGGGAGGAUCCGCAGCUCAAGAGGCUAUCAAAAUGAUCACACACCAGUUUGUACCCUUCAACAACACCUUCAUUUACAAUGCCAUGUCUCAGACCUCUGCCACUUUCCAGCUGUGAAAUAAAAUACCUGGCCUAUGCCAUACCAUACCAUUAUUUACUGUGCUGUAAAAUGUUCAUUUGUUAUUUAAUGGUCCAGUUGUACACCCUGUAAGUUUAGCAAAAUAUCACAGAAGUAUCACAGUUGUUCCUGUCACUUCUUAAAGGGCUUUAGCUUCCCAUUGUCAGGCACCGUUUGAUGGAAGUUGUCAGGAGUUUGUUCUGCAUAUAGCCCUGGAAAUGCAGCAUUGAAUGAAUUCACAAUCUUCUCAUGUUUGAAACUCAUGUGCACAGUAUGAAAUGCUAAACUGGUGAGGUGGUAAGCAUUGAAGAGGGUUUAUCCACGGUGGAAAUAAUUGUAGAUUGUCCAUAAACUACCACAUAAUCCCAACAUUGGGGGGUUUUGUUUGUCAUUUGAAAACUUCUGAUAAAAAAAUUCUGAUAGUCUGACUAUAUUUUGCCAGUGAAGCCUUAUUAGCUAUUCAAAUUUCAAAGUUUCCUGCCAAUUGUUGACUUUUUUGUGUCCUCCUUUCAAAGAAUUGCAGACACAUUGUUUGCAUAGUGAAGAAGAGAAUAGUGAAUCUUUAUUUCAGUAUACAUAACUUGGCUUAUUGCAUCAUGGUUUUGGUUAUAAAAUGUCGAACUCAAAUAUUCCCAUUCUAAAUGUCCUGUAUUUGAUAUCACUCUAUCCAUGGUGUACUGCACAAAUGCUAUGGAAAAUUAUUUGUUUCUGUCCCAGCGAUGCAGAAUUGUGGUAAGGUGUUGAGUAAAACAUUUUCCUGCACCAAUGUGGGGAGGGGGAAGAAACAAUAAAAUUGUACAU